Molecule: messenger RNA, 384 nt
Organism: Lactuca virosa
Lineage: Eukaryota; Viridiplantae; Streptophyta; Magnoliopsida; Asterales; Asteraceae
Source: the annotation of a GenBank genome assembly
AUGCUACUCGAGUUCUGUGGGUUCGACCCUCAGCAGAAGGCAAAAGUGUAUUUCAACAUUCACGGUAAUCCUUGUCUUCAUCGUAUUACCCAGAUUUCUGAAUCAGUCACAUGGGAUGGAUUUCAAUUUCACGCGUUACAACGUUAUAACGGGUUUGAAAUCCAAAAUUCAUAUAAACCUUCGUUUCAAGGAAAUCCCAUUAAAUCACGAGCGGCUCAGUUCAUUAAGUGUAAUGAUCUGGGAAGAAGGAAGGAAAAAAGGGUUAAGAGUUUGUGGUGGGUCAUGCACAACAGGCAGAUCAAAGGCAGGUCAAUGGGGUCAUAUUGGAUAAGAAAUGGAAACAGGAACUUAAACACUAUACGGAGGAAAGGAAAUACACUGUAG